CACGCGGUGUUAAUGCAAAAGAGAUACAAAACUAGAUUUAAAAUCAAAGUUAAAAGAAGAAGAAGAAGAAGAAGAGGAAGAAGAAGAAGUCGUCAGGCAUGGCGUAUAGUUUACCUCGUAAAGGAAUCCUCCAGAGCGAAGCUCUCUUGAAGUAUAUCUAUGAAAAAAGUGUAUAUCCAAGAGAGCACGAGGAACUCAAGAAUUUACGAAAAGCUACAGAGAACAAAUAUGGAAACCUGAGCUUAAUGUCAGUACCAGCUGAUGAAGGGCAGUUCCUAUCAAUGCUUGUGAAGAUGAUGAACGCGAAAAGGACAAUAGAGAUUGGUGUUUUUACUGGCUAUUCUCUUCUUUCAACUGCUCUUGCCUUGCCUCAUGACGGCCGAAUAACAGCAAUAGACAUUGAUCAAGAAGCUUAUGAAUUUGGAUUACCAUUCAUUCGCAAGGCAGGCGUUGAGCACAAAAUCAAUUUCAUUCACUCUAAUGCUAUUUCAGUAUUAAGUGAAAUGUUAAACAAUGAACAGGAGAAAGAAGAAUUUGACAUGGCAUUUGUAGAUGCUGAUAAGCACAAUUACAAAAAUUACCAUGAGCAAUUGCUGAAAUUAGUUAAGAUUGGAGGAAUAAUUGCUUACGAUAACACCUUAUGGUAUGGAUUUGUUGCUCAAGAAGAAAAUGCAGUUCCAGAGCCUUUCAGGGAUACAAGAAAGUGUAUACUGGAGAUGAACGACUACCUAUCUCAGGAUCAACGUGUAGAGAUCUCACAAGUUUCAAUUGGUGAUGGUGUUACUUUAUGUAGGCGUCUAUAUUGAAAAUUUACUACCAUGUUGCAUUGCUAUUUAGAUUUUGUUUGUUGGAGAUGAGAUGAUAGAUGGUGUUUUAUUAUUUUCAUCCCUAAAAUAAAAUUAUAAUACUUGCAUUGUUUUUACUGCCAA
Molecule: messenger RNA, 929 nt
Organism: Jatropha curcas
Lineage: Eukaryota; Viridiplantae; Streptophyta; Magnoliopsida; Malpighiales; Euphorbiaceae
Product: caffeoyl-CoA O-methyltransferase
Molecular function (GO): S-adenosylmethionine-dependent methyltransferase activity; O-methyltransferase activity
Source: RefSeq, a predicted model, not a curated record